AGCCGUUGUGGCUCAGGGCCGUUUUUUGGCUCAUUCAGUUUUGUAGGCCAGCCGCACCUCAGCCAUGCCGAAGGGGACGGUCAAGAAGUUCUUCGAGGACAAGGGCUUCGGCUUCAUCACGCCCGACGACGGUGGCGACGACGUGUUCGUGCACCGGAAGGUGAACGGAGACGACCGGACAGCGUAUCUCCAGGAGGGCGAUGCUGUCAGGUACGAGGUGGAGUGGGACGACCGCAAGGGCAAGUUCUCAGCCUCGUCCUGCAAUGGGCCAUGGAAAACAGGCGGUGGUGGCGGAGGUGGCGACUGGGGCGGCGGUGGGGGCAAGGGUGGGGGCAAAGGCGGCGGCUACAGGUCUUACUGAGACCACAGGUCUUUGGUUUGUGCCACCUGCGCGCAAGAAGUACGCACGUGUGCGCGGAGGACUCGCCCUAAUGAUCUUAACCCGUUCCGCUUAUUCUUGAACACCGCACGGCGAUGCGGAUCUGCCCGGCCUCAGGCCUUGCUUUGGUGCUGUCAGCCCGACAUGCGAAGCAAGGUCUGCCCACCGCCUGAGCGCAAGGCAUCGGACGUGCCGCCUCGGACAAAUAGAUCCUGUUUCUCCGCCUCCUCGUCGCCCUCCUCCUCGAGGGGGAGGGCGAGGAGGCGGGGCCCAGGCGACCAAGCUGGGGACGGUGUGUCUGGAGGCCAGGCCCCGCCGCGUUGCCAGCCUGGCCUACCCG
Messenger RNA from Prorocentrum cordatum, 719 nucleotides. Lineage: Eukaryota; Dinophyceae; Prorocentrales; Prorocentraceae. The record is from the annotation of a GenBank genome assembly.